AUGGCCGGCACCCUCCAAAAACUCGCCGUCAACAUCUUCUUCAAAUCCCCCCCACCCACCAAAACCGAGGCCGACCUCCCCCCCGCCUACAACGGCCUCGUCUACACGCCGCCCUCGCCCACCGCCCACCGCCCCCCAAAACCACCCAAACCACCACACUCCAACGCCGCCCUCCCCCGCCGCUUUCCAUGGCGCGCCCUUCUCUUGCAGCUCCUCGCCCUCGGCGUCUCCGCCCUCGCCCUCGGCAUGACGGCCUUCGUGGUGUGGGUCUUUGACAACAAUCCGGCGCAGACGUUCCACACGGACAUAGUCUCGGGCUGGUCCACGGCCGUCACGCUGAAUGCCGUGCUGGCGUGGCUGGCCGCCGUGGCGAAGGUGGCAUUGAUGUGGCCGCUCGCCGAGUGUAUUGGGCAGAUGCGGUGGGUGCUGUUUGCGGAGCGGCCGAGGAGGCUGGCGGAUUUUGAGAGUAUUGGAGGUGCGGGGAGGGAUGUGUUUGGGGCGGUGGGGUGGAUCUUUAAAUUCCGGAGGGGCCUGCUCGUCCACUUUGGCGCGGCCCUGAUGCUCCUCUCCCUCGGCCUCGACCCCGCCAUCCAACAACUCACCAGCUACGAGCUCCGCAGCGUGCCCGCCACCCCCGCCACCCCCGCCCGCCUCUCCUCCAACCCGUCAUACACGCCCACCCGGGGCUUCUCCCGUGGCCUGAUCCUCGCCACGCCGCGCGCCCUCCUCUGGGGCGCGACCUCCGCGCUCCUCGGCGACCCCGUCACCACGACCCACUCCUGCGCCUCGGGCAACUGCACAUACCCGGCCGCAACCUCCGUCGGCGUGUGCAGCACCUGCGACGACAUCACGGACCAGCUGACCCGCAACUGCACAACCCUCACAACCAAGAACAGGUACUGCCAGAGCGCGACAUGCUUCACCUCCGGCCAGCUGUGCACAUACACCUACAACGCCACCUCCGCCGGCGGCGGAACAACAUUCCUUUCCGCCAACGCCGAGGGCGCGAAUUCUACUGUCGCUGGAAACACCGUCAUUAUACCUGCCGACAGGAUCGUGUUGACGGCGCUGUAUAUACAGCAGGAUAACGCGACCGCCGCGGCAACACAGAACCUCCCCAUUGCGCCUGGGUAUGUGGCGGAGGGCGGCUCGCACAUGGCACGCGGGUAUGUGUGUGCACUGCGGUUCUGUGAGCAGGCGUAUCAAGCGCAGGUGGUGAAUGGGACGUACAGCGAGACGCUGGUGAAUAGCACCUCUGUUGACUCCUUCGCGCUGCCGGUUCCGCAGCUCAGCGAGAUCACGGACGAGCUGCUGAACCGCCCGCUCCCCAUUGCGGCGAGCGGGAAGACGAACGUCUCCACAGCUGCGUUGUUUGCGAUGGGGAUGGGCCUGGCGGUGAGUUUGAGUGGGAAUGCGACGGUGCUGACGGCCGAGCCGCGGCCGGGAGAGGUGUCGGCGCUGCAUCAGGGGCUGUAUGUGGACCUGCUGACGGCGGAUUUGGCGGGUGUGAUGGCGAAUGUGACGGGGAGUAUGAGUGCUGCGGUGAGGAAUGAGGGGGCGGGCGUGGAGGGCGUGACGCUGGUGGUGGAGAGCUGGAUGGUGGCGAGGUGGGCGUGGUUUGCGUGGCCGGCGGGGGUGUGGCUGGGUGUUCUUGUGCUGCUGGUGGCGGUGGUGAGGGGGACGUGGGUGGGGAGGGGCGGGUGGAUGGGCGGGAGUGCGGUGGCGGGGAUGUUGGUGGGCUUGGAGGCGGGGGUGAGGGCGGAGGUGGAUGUGAUGGGUGGAGGCGUGAAGAGGGAUGAGGUGAGUGGCGGGCUGGGGGCGUGGAGGGAUAAGUGGAGCGUGAGGAGCGUGGCCGAGGAGGUGAAGGUGGGCACGGGGGUGGUGCAGGAGGGCGGCGUGGCGGUAGUAAGGUUUAGGAGGGGGGAUUAG
This is a messenger RNA of Morchella importuna, 1929 nucleotides long. RefSeq lists its product as uncharacterized. The record is from RefSeq and is a predicted model, not a curated record. Lineage: Eukaryota; Fungi; Ascomycota; Pezizomycetes; Pezizales; Morchellaceae. The coding region runs from base 1 to 1929 and encodes 642 amino acids. The transcript is spliced from 2 exons.